Messenger RNA from Caretta caretta (loggerhead turtle), 818 nucleotides. Lineage: Eukaryota; Metazoa; Chordata; Testudines; Cheloniidae. The record is from RefSeq and is a predicted model, not a curated record.
UAUACGUGCCCUAUACGCCCUUUACUGAAUCACUUCUGUUUCUGACUGAGUCACCCACUGGAAACAGGAGGAUACUGAUAUGUGAUAGAAAUUCCCAUGGAUCUCAGUUGGAAUUCUACAAGAAGGACAUGGCCAUGGAUGCAGACAGAGAACUCUUGGAAAAGAUCAGUCUGAACGAAUCUGCCUCCAAGAUGGGGGAGGAAAAAGAAAAAGCCUUGGGAAACAGCAACCAUGCUGCACCAUUCUUGAUCUCCAGCCUCCAGGAAGGGACCUCUGUACUGAAUACUUACACAGCAGAGGAGGAGAAGAGCAAAAUACCUCCAAAGAACAAGGGCCAGAUCAUUUUUGAUGACCACAUACACCUGAAAUGGGUUGAGUGGGAAGGGUCAGUUCCAAGUGGGGCAGUUUCCAUCUGGAAUGAGGCGGCAUCUCGCACAGACUAUGUCUGUGCAGAGGCAGGAUGUUCUGUUGGGUUUUUCACUGAAAGCAAAGGUCCAUAUUGUUACUAUUCCAAUGCUGAUCAAGAACAUCGCACCUCAAACUUCAGAAUGUUGGUAAAUGAGGAUAACUUUGAAGUGCUAGAGUGGAAGAAAGAAUUAUAUGGUUCUUUUCCACCAAAGUCAGUUCCAAGCUACCCAGGAGUUAACGUUUUCGUUGGUAGGAAUGGUUAUGGCUUAGGGAAAGUAGUCCCUAGGUUUGAAGCUUUCUUCUUACCUCAUCACGGCAAAGAGAAGUGUUACAAAGAAUACGAAGUUCUGACUGUUAACACACCCAAGAGACAACAAAAGUUCAGUAUUUAAUAAAUAAGGCAAAAUUUU